AUGGCCGUCGAGUGCAUUGUAGCAGCAUGCCUCGUGGCUUGUCAGACUGGCACGCUUCGCCGCUUCAUCUCCAGAAAUCCGCUCACUCUACCAAUGCAUAUGGUGCCUGUUGUGAAUGCUGACCGCUACCGCAUGGAGCAGGUGAAGAGAAUGGCACAUUUCCUUUGCUUAAGUAAUUCAAAGAAGGUGAAGCUGCACCUCCACAAUGCCUACCGCGACACGCACUACUGGAAGCUGAGCGACGGCGGCGACUUCGAGAAGGAGGCCAGGGCUGCUGACAUGAGAUCCCGACCCCAUUUCGAGGUUGGCCGCCUGAAGAAAGUCGUCGAAGCCGAAGUUGCUGCUGCGAAGAAGUUUCUGGAGAAGUUCACUUGGACGAACCCGGACAAUCUCUGGGAAGAGUUUGAGGGGCCUUUCUUCGACUUCGGCACCAAUGUGCUGAACCAGAAGCCCAAGCGUUUCAAGAUGCAGAUCUUUAAUCGGGGCCUUGUGCUCGCGAAGCUGCGCCUCCAGCUGUCCAACACGGGGCCUUUGAGGCUGCCAUGGAAGGACUGCAUGGUGGGCCCUGGGCAGCAUGUCACGGUUGUGAUCGAUACAGCGCCUCUGGAGUGUGGCGAGUGGCAUGGAACCAUCCGAAUCCUGGGCAGUUGGGCAGGGUUCUUUGGCAACAUGGAGGGGGAGGAGCGCAUCCCCACCUACUUCCGGGUGGCGCAGACGCAGAAGGACAACCAGGAUCCUGGUGCCACUCUGCCACGGUACGCGCCCAGACCGUUCCGCCCGGGUAGCGCCAACCGGAUCUGGAUCGACCCAGCGACAAUUCACGCACGGCAGCUCCGCCCUCCCACGCCGCAUCGGCCGCGCCCAGCGAGCUCUUCGGCCAGCAGCGCCAAGCCAGAGUCGCAGGGCUACCGGCCGGGAUCCUCGAGGACCGGUGCUAGCACAGCUGUACCUUCUUCCCGACCUCUCAGUGGUCUGGGCCCCCCUUCUUCGCGAGGCUGCUGCUCGGCCAGUGCGGUUGCCUCCUCACGGAGCCAGGGUGGGCGAAUGGUACAAGCGCCCACCCCGCCGGCGGCGCCCCAGGAGGCGCCCCGUUCCACCAGCCGCGCCCGUCCCCACUCGGCGCCACUGGCGCCAAUCCUCCCAAAGGCCGAGGCAAAGCCGAGGCCAUCCUCGGCCACGGAGGUUCGCUAA
Molecule: messenger RNA, 1191 nt
Organism: Symbiodinium natans
Lineage: Eukaryota; Dinophyceae; Suessiales; Symbiodiniaceae
Source: the annotation of a GenBank genome assembly